GGAGACACGGCGCGUCUCGUGUCCUCGGGCAAAGUCUCCACUGGCUCCUGCAGCUGGAGAAACGCGUUGUCUCCGCAGCCUCUCGUGCACAUGCACACUUCUUCAAACAGAAGGAGACGAAGAAGAAGAAGGAGGAGAAGAAGAAGAAGCCAUUGGCUCCGAGGAGCUGAUGACGGAGGGAGCGCACCGUCUUCUCCAGGAACGCGCGCGCGCACACGCACAGUGGGAUGAGACCAGACUGGCACGGACAUCUAACUGGGGAACUUUGUUUCUCCUUCUGCGGGGUUAUUAUUAUUAUUCUUUUUUAAAUAUUCAUCAGGAGGCGGAGACCUUUUGGGGACGGCCGCGCGUUUUGCACUCUCUCCAGGAGCGCGCAGUGUGGCGCACGCUGGAACAAAACAACUAAAACAAAACCGCUCCGUGCAGCGCAGGCACGUUUCCCUUUUUAAAAGCUGCGGGGGAUCGCCGGAGAGUCGCGGAGUCGUGCGGGAGGAGGAGGAGGUGGAGGAGGAGGAGGAGGUGGGUGGACCAAGCGGUGUCGGUGCACGAGGAAGACCCAGAGAAAUCUGCGGGCGAACUUUGGAUAUGGCCGGUGCCAAGACGUUCCACCUUCUCGUUGGAGUUGUUCUAGUUUUGCAGUGUUUCGGGGACUCCCGAGGCGAGACCCCAGCGAGCGACGGGGUCCCUUACUCAUACGCGCGCGGGCAGGCAGGGGGCGAGGACGCCGCCGUGGACGUGGCGCCGUACGGUCGCCGGUGGAGGAGAUGGCUUCCCCCGAAGCCUCGCAACAUGGACAGCAACCGGGCCAGUCAGGAGCAGGACCAGGGGCCCGAGCGGGAGGAGCCCGAGGGCUUCCCGGGCCUGCUGUCCGCUGAGGAGACCGACAACAGCUCCCAGACAGAGGAGGACACAGAUCACAACUACUACACAUCGAAGACGUACACCGCGUCGGACGCGAUGAGCAGAGACCUGUGGGUAGAUGUGGACCAGAUGGACAAGGACAAAGUGAAGAUCCACGGGAUUCUGUCCAACACACACAGACAAGCAGCGAGAGUCAAUCUGUCCUUCGAUUUCCCUUUCUACGGACACUUCCUGCGGGAAAUCACCGUGGCGACCGGUGGGUUCAUCUACACGGGCGACGUGGUCCACCGGAUGCUAACAGCUACUCAGUACAUCGCUCCUCUGAUGGCGAACUUUGACCCCAGCGUCUCCAGAAACUCUACAGUCAUCUACUUUGACAACGGGACGGCCCUGGUGGUGCAAUGGGACCACGUCCACCUGCAGGACAACUACCACCUGGGAAGCUUCACCUUCCAGGCCACGCUGCACGACACCGGCAGGAUUGUUUUUGCAUACAAAGAGAUCCCCACCGAGGUGUCGCAGAUCAGCUCCGUCAAUCACCCGGUGAAGGUGGGCCUGUCUGACGCCUUUGUGGUGGUCCACAAGAUCCAGCAGAUACCCAACGUCCGGCGGAGGACGAUCUACGAGUACCACCGCGUGGAGCUGACGAAGACCAAGAUCACCAAUUCCACCGCCGUGGAAAUGAUGCCUCUGCCCACCUGUCUCCAGUUCACCAGCUGCAGCUCCUGUAUCUCCUCGCAGAUCAACUUCAACUGCAGCUGGUGCCAUCGCCUCAACAGAUGUUCCAGCGGUUUUGACCGCCAUCGGCAGGACUGGGUGGAUAACAGCUGCCCAGAUGAGACCAAGGACCAGAUGUGUGACGUCACGGACACCACGUACCUCUAUCCGCUGACCACCGCCGCCGUCGCCAGAACCCCGCCCAGGAGCAGGGGGGCCACGGCGGGCGGGGACGCCGCCUCCACCUCGCACCCUCCCACCAGCGUCCCCACAGAAGACGAUACCAAGAUCGCCCUGCACCUCCGAGACAACCAGGUGCCUCCUGCGAACAGCGCCGUUGACAGGAAGUCAGGCACGCACCCUUUGCACACGGGCCUGAUCCUCGGCAUCCUCCUGGUGAUUCUCGUCAUGGUCGCCGGCGUGCUGGUCACUGUGUACAUCUACCAUCACCCGACCUCCGCGGCCAGCCUCUUCCUCAUUGAGAGACGCCCGAGCAGGUGGCCCGCCAUGAAGUUCCGCCGCGGGUCGGGACACCCGGCCUACGCAGAGGUGGAGCCAGUGGGCCACGAGAAGGACGGCUUCAUCGAGUCCGAGCAGUGCUGAGGGAGAGGAGGGGGCGUCCGCAUCACAACCCCAUCACCCCCCACCCUCUACCCCCCCCCUACCCCCCCCCCCCCACCACCACCACCACCACCCCCCACACUCCUGAGCCGGACCUCCUACCAGGGACUCCUCCCCAGGAAACCUGCAGGAUGAGCGCGCACACUGACCCGUUGAGACGAUAACAGGAAGUGAGGAAAAACGCUGAAAACUGAUCCCAGCUCAGCUCAUUGUUCGGAUCCCGUCGGCAGAGACCUGAGCCACUGGGGACGGAGAGGGGGUGGGACGGGGGACAGCAUCGAAUCGGGUGCUCUCACGUUGCCAUGGAUACUGGUGUGGUUGAGUGGGGAAGGGGAUUAUACAAUAUAUAUUUUCAGAAACAGAGAGUUCCACUUUAUUGUUGGUGGGGUUUUACUGUGUAGGCCUUUGUAUAUCCAUCAGGUUUUUACUUCUUUGCCAUUUUUUUUCCUUUCAGCGCGUUGUUCUCACAGGCGCUGGCACAUCUGUAUCCGUACAGGCCGUCCGUAUUGCUUUUCCACGCCACAGCGGGCUUAAUUGACUUUUCCACUGGCCGCUCCGGCAAACAAGAGACGCUGCGGCCCGAGUGACGUGACGCCGGCUGAAGUCCCGCCGCCGCGAUCGAUCGCAGCUGCUGCGUUGGAUUAGUUUGUGGGGGUUCGCUCGUUCUCAUUUACUGGAAAUGGAGUGUGAGACGGUUUUUUGUUCACUGAGGUAAGUGUGUGUGUGUGUGUGUGUGUGUUUUCUGAAUAGGUGACGGGCAAACACUAUUGUUCUUAUUCUUUUGAUCGGUUCAUUGGUUGACUCUUUACAUAAUGAAGCCCCUUUAAUCUAAGUUGUUUCAUUUUUGACAUUACUGCCGUGACAUUUUUUCCUUGACUUCGGUUUGCACUUUUUUUUCUUUCUUUGGACACGUGGUACUAAUGCAAAUUUACAAGACAGGCGCUUGUGAGUGUGCAUGCUGAAUAUAUUUCCUAUUUCCUGUAAUUGAUUCAGUGUGUGUGUGUGUGUGUGACUGCAGUUUACAUAUGUGAUCUGCUUUAUAGGUGCAUAUAUUUGAGCUGGCUCUGCACAGGUGAUUCUUAUUGAUUUGAAUCUAAAGGCAUGUGGAUAUUGUUUGUGUGAGACUGGUAUGCUUGGAGUUUUCCUUGAUUUUCACUGUGCGGUUUCCUUUUCUAGUUGCCAGCAUAACCGUAGGCUAGUCUGUGUUAAGUUAUGGUCGACUCAUCCGCGUCAAACCAUUCUUGUAUAUACCAAACAUUUGCAAUUCAGGUAACUCAAACAUUUGUAGGGUAGCAGUGUAGUACACAGGAAAAAAAGUACUUUUUAUUUUUUAUGAGUGGCCUUUAUUUCUCUACUUUUUUACUUAAAUGUGAAUACCGUUCAAUCAUUACUGUCACCAAUCAAAAUCCAAACAUUCACUUUUAUAUAGUAUCUCAAGACAAAAUCAUGCUUUCGCACCAAUGAUUAUAAACUGAAUUAAGAUCAGCAUCCUGGAAUUCUACUGAAAAAUAAAACGUGCAAUAACACACCCAUCCAGUGUGACACCGUAAAUACAAACAAUUAACAAUCAGUUUAUCUCAUUUAAAUUCCCACCUUGUCCUCAUCACAUUGAGACCAAAGACAGAACAGAAUCAUGCCUUCGAGUGUUUACCUCCACGUCCCGACCUCCUCCGCAACCACACAACCACCCACACGCCCUCAUCACAGCUGAGCCGUACUGAUUAGUGUUGUUGUCGCUGCCAUUUACAAAAGAACAAUGAUUCUGCACACUGCAGACAGCCCUCUAAACCCCGCCCCCUAAAUCUGAUUGUCCAAUUGUAGCUCAGCAACCUGCGCCUACACAUUUAAGCUUGCCUUGAGAUUAAGUUAACUCCAGUUAAAUUAAACUGGAGUAGCGACAUUAAUUAGGGGGCGUGGUUUAGGCAACCACUGGUGUAUUUCAUCUCUCGACACGCUCACCCAAAGAUGCACACGGGAUUCAUGCACAAAUACCAAAUCAAGGACUGACGGGUUGUUUGUCCUUAACAACCACUCUGAGAUACAACGAGGUCUCAUUGGUAUUGACUGCAGAGUUCAAACUCCAUCCAAAAAGCCCUUUUAUGGCUCCUCGUAACUUAUUUCAUCAUCGGCGUUUAAAAAGCAGACAUUUAAACAGGCUUCUUCAUGCAUACACACCCUUCCUCUAAUGUUGGUCAAAUGAACCCCCGCGGAGAAAAGUCCCUUUCAAGCGCUUGGCACAUCUGCUACACACCCUGAAUAUGAUUGUAAAACCGCGGAUUAGGAGCCGUAUCUCGGCCCAGCGAGCUUCAAACUUCAGACAGUUUUUUUCGUCGCUCCGCUUGUUCGAGCAGCAGCUGCAGUAAGAUAAAUACUCAAAACACAUGAGCAAGCGUGAGUGAAAUUGAUGGUAUUUGUGUGUUCGUCGCCUCUGCCUGUGUUCACAGUUACACCUGUUUUAUAUGCACUGUCGAAAUGCAUUCUGGGAAAGCUUGUUUGGCUUUGACAUGUCUACGCAAAAGCCUAAACGGCCUAAAUGCAAUCGGUUGAAUUGCCACUUUCCUAACUAUGUUAUUUUAGAUGGCGAGCGGCGUUGAGAUAUGUAUGAAUCUCUGACAGAUCCGGAGCUAAAUAUGAACAAACAAGAACUGUGACCUUGUUUUAUCUCAUCAUGACUCCAAAUCACACGCUAUCAUUGCUCCCCGUCUGCAGUUUCUGUAACUACUGUUGUUUUGAUUACAUUUGAAAUAAUAAACAAUGUUGUUGAAAACAAAGACAUCCUCUGAAUAUUGCUGCUGGAGUCUGCAAAAGUUGCCGUGUGUAGUUUCUUGUUUUUUUUAUUUUGAGUGUAUAUUCAGCUGUAUUUCCACAGCAAAUAAAUUCAUUACGACCACUUCCAUGGUUCCAUUAAUCCGUAUUAGUCUGAAUAUGCAUUCAAAUAACUGUGAGGCAACUGAAAUGCGUUGUUCUACCAUCAUAAUGCAUACCAAAAAAUUAAAAUAAAAUCUCCUGUUUUGACUGUC
This is a messenger RNA of Gasterosteus aculeatus aculeatus (three-spined stickleback), 5219 nucleotides long. It is a transcript of the gene plxdc2b, whose product is annotated as plexin domain containing 2b. The record is from RefSeq and is a predicted model, not a curated record. NCBI's taxonomy places the organism in Eukaryota, Metazoa, Chordata, Actinopteri, Perciformes, Gasterosteidae.